UCUCUCUUCAUUCUCAAACUUUUCUCAUUUCCACACUUCAAUCUCUCUCUUACUCUCUCUAUCUCUCUCUACAAUUUCCACACAUACCUUCUUGAAAAAUUCAUCUCCUAUUUGUCUAUACAAGAACAACCAAAAAAUACUAAAAGGAAAAAAAAAAAAAGUUUUUGGAGCUUAUUUUUCAAUCCAUAUUGAUCAUUGAGGAUAUAGAAGAAAACCCCACAAAAGGAAUUGAAAAAGGAAAUCUUGAUGGCCCCAAAUGGAGGAGGUGUGAAUAAGAACAAUGGGACGUCAAUAGCAAGAAAUAACCAUAAUGGAGGAGGGACAAGGCAGGUAUUAAAAAAAGGUCCAUGGACAGCAACGGAAGACGCGAUUUUGAUGGAGUAUGUGAAGAAACACGGAGAAGGAAAUUGGAACGCGGUCCAGAGGAAUUCAGGUUUAAUGAGAUGUGGGAAAAGUUGUAGGUUAAGAUGGGCAAAUCAUUUGAGGCCUCAUUUGAAAAAAGGUGCAUUUUCUUUAGAAGAAGAAAGGCUUAUUGUGGAACUUCAUGCUAAACUUGGAAACAAAUGGGCUCGUAUGGCUGCUCAGCUGCCAGGUAGAACAGAUAAUGAAAUCAAGAAUUACUGGAACACAAGGCUAAAAAGAAGACAAAGAGCUGGUUUGCCCAUAUACCCUCAAGACAUACAGCCACAAAAUUACCAACAAGAUCAAAACCAACAACAACAUAGUACUAAUAUCCCUUCACCAUUUGAUAAUCACCAAAAUUCCAAUUACAAUAAUUCCCCUCUUUCCCUUUUAGAUAUCUUCAAUCCUUCAACCAUGAAACCUAGUAGUAAUAUUAUUUCAAAUCCAUACCAAUUCAAUAAUAAUCCUAGUUCUCCAUUUCUCACAACUACAAAUAAUAUUAACAACCAAGUCAAGUUUUUUCGCGAUCCUCGCGUUAGCCUUUCCUUAACAUUAGCAUCAUCGAUGAAGAACUCAGCACUUUCUUCAAUGGUAGCACCCGUGCCUAAUAAUUUUAGUCAGGGCUAUUCUAGUUCAAUUCCAGUGUCGUCACAACUUCAACACAACUAUCCAAAUUUUACCACCGUUACAAGACCUUUUACAGCGAUUUCCUCAAACCCUAAUGGUUUAAUCUUAGGUAUAGGCACAGAGCACCGGUCAGUCCAAUCGACCGUGCCUGAGACUACAACAUCAAGUGAUGCUGAUAAUUAUGCUGUUGAUCACGGAUUAUCGCGAGGAAAUAGUGGAUUAUUGGAAGAUUUACUGGAGGAAUCUCAAACCUUAACUCGAGCUGAGAAAAUAAAAGAGCAUUGUUCAAUUGAGAAUGAGGAUAAUAAAGGGAAAUUAGUGUGGGAGGAAUAUGGAUUAACAGAAGAAGCAGCAGAUGCUAUUUUAACGGGAGAAUCAACAUACAAUUUUUCUCAUUGUGAUGAUGAUGAUGCCACACAAAAUAAGCAUUCUGAAGAAUCCAGCCCUAUCAAUUCAUCCUCAGGGUUGACAACAAAGGAAGGUUCAUUAGAGCUGGGUAAUCAAGUGGAUGAUGAUAUUAUGAGAUUUCUUGAUAAUUUUCCACUAGGUGUACCUGUUCCUGAUUGGUGUGAUGAUGACCAAAAUCAUCAUGAUCAGCAGAAUACAUCUAAUGGCCAAUCUUUUGAAUGUGAUCAAAUACAAUUGUCCUCAAAAUCAAGCUGAUAUUGAAGACUCAAAUUCAUAGGCGGAUCCAGAAUUUGAAGUAUAUGAGUUUCCGCAGCAACCUUCUUAUAAAUAUGCAAUAAUCAGUCAAGUAUUUAUAUAUUUAGUAUAUUUUUAAUACAUAUAUAGGAUUUUGGACAAAAGUACAAACUAGGCCCGCCUCUUCAAGGGUUAAUCAUAAAUAGGAAACUGGAGCAUGUUGCUGGAUUAACAUGCUUGUUUGUUUUUUUUCUGCUAAUAGGAGUAGUAAACAUUUAUUGCAGUAUUUUUGUUGUUAA
Lycium barbarum (goji berry) is the source of this 1970-nucleotide messenger RNA. Its product is annotated as transcription factor MYB101-like. The record is from RefSeq and is a predicted model, not a curated record. Lineage: Eukaryota; Viridiplantae; Streptophyta; Magnoliopsida; Solanales; Solanaceae. The coding region runs from base 247 to 1692 and encodes 481 amino acids. The transcript has 5 exons.